UACGCAUUCAUACGUGACGCCGUCGGUGACUCACUGUGAUUCGCCUCGAAUGACACGAGCGACACGACUCACGCCUCGUGUGCUUUUCGUCCGUUACAUUUGCCGAGUGCUUUAAUUUGCGUAAACGUAACGCGUCGCCUUGCGUCGCGUAAAAGGCAUUGACGUAAAAUUAUUUAGAAAAGAGAUAAGAAAAAAAUACAACAACAACAGCAGCAGCAGCAAAAGGAAUUACGUGAAACGCGAAACGUAAAACGAAAAACGUUUGAAAGCAACGCGCCCGAAUGCGUUACGUGGCGCAUGAAAUGGCGGCACGCAAUUCGCGCUACAUUGAAUCCAAACGCAUCAGCCACAAAUUGCUCUAGUCCACAAAAGUUAUAAUUUAAUAGCAUCACAAAUUGCGCAUGAAAUGUUGUUGGAAUACUUUAUGGCGAUGCUUGUGAUCAUGGGAUUAACCACAACAUUCGAUAAGCACACAAGCACAAGCAUCACAAGACGCAUGCAACACUUUGCGCUGGCCACGGAGCUUUCUAAUCUAAUACCCGAGGAGUACGAUCCACAUUUCGAUAACAGCACAGAGCGUGAUAUAAUCGCCGCCCUGGGGACCACAGCUCGCAUGCAUUGCCGCGUCCGCAAUCUGGGGGAUCGGGCAGUGUCCUGGAUUAGGCAGCGUGACUUACACAUACUCACAAUUGGCAUCAUGACCUACACCAAUGAUCAGCGCUUUCUGGCCCGCCACAUCGACAACUCUGACGAGUGGGUGCUCAAGGUCGUCUCGGUGCAGCCCCGCGAUGCUGGCAUCUACGAGUGCCAAGUCUCCACGGAGCCGAAAAUCAGCCUUGCCUACAAGCUGAUGGUUGUCACAUCCAAGGCGCAAAUCCUUGCCAAUCGCGAACUGUUCAUCCAGAGCGGCAGCGACAUCAAUCUGACAUGCAUAGCACCCCAGGCGCCGGGACCAUAUACUCACAUGCUCUGGUACAAGGACACCGAACUGAUGAGUGAUUCGACUCGCGGCGGAAUACGGGUCAUCUCCGAACAACAGAUGAAGACCAGCAAUUUGGUGAUAUCGCGUGUCCUGCACACAGAUUCUGGAAAUUACACAUGCUCCGCGGAUAACUCAAACUCCGACAGCGUGUUUGUGCAUAUCAUUAAAAGCGAACAGCACGCGGCCAUGCAGCAUGAGCUUGGCGUGAGAUUGGAGCUACCCAGCCUGUGGUUGUUACUUGGCCUGCUCACGCUACUGCAUGUGGCACAGCGGCAUCGCCAUCACCAUCACCAGCCACACCAUCAGCUCCUCCUGCUCCACGCACUGGCCUAAGCUGAGCCGUAACUUAUGUUUCAUGUCUGAUUUGCGUUCUCUCCGUAUCUGUGUGUGGUUCUGUGCAUGGGUGUGUUGCGAACUCUGGGCAUUACUCUACAGCACUGGUCGAAGGGGCUGCUGCCACGCCCACACCAAGGAAAGCGGAAAGCGGAGAGUGAGGAAAGGCAAUUGACGCACCUGUAUAUAUGUAAAUCAAAUUGGGUUUUGUUAUAGGCAGCUUUAAGUAUUUUUAUACGUAAUUAAUAAAUGUGAAUAGGCGCAUCGCAUAAAGCGAGUCAUUUAAAAGCAUAUAGAAUAAGAAGGAAAACCAACAUUGAUAGAACGAGCAAUCGAUGAAUCGAUUAAUCGAGCAAUCGAUUAAUCGACCAGUUGUGUAGCAAUAAGCAAAAGUGAAACGAAACUGCAAACAUAAAAUCGAAAAUACUGUAAAUAAAUGUUUAAUCUUAAUUAACAAGAACAUUAAGCAAAUUAUAAUGUUGCCGCAUGUAUGUAUCUCGCCAAAUACUUAAAAUCGAGGUGUACACAUGCAUAGAUAUAGCUACUAUCUGUCAUCUAGAUUAAUUAUGAUAAAUUGUGCAAGUGGGUGCAAAAUUAAAAUUAAAA
Drosophila grimshawi is the source of this 1921-nucleotide messenger RNA. RefSeq names its product protein amalgam (gene dpr5). Gene Ontology annotation, cellular component: neuron projection membrane. NCBI's taxonomy places the organism in Eukaryota, Metazoa, Arthropoda, Insecta, Diptera, Drosophilidae. The transcript is spliced from 6 exons. Gene Ontology annotation, biological process: synapse organization. Bases 407 to 1315 code for a protein of 302 amino acids. The record is from RefSeq and is a predicted model, not a curated record.